Messenger RNA from Trematosphaeria pertusa, 1627 nucleotides. RefSeq lists its product as uncharacterized. Gene Ontology annotation, cellular component: chloroplast. The transcript has a single exon. The record is from RefSeq and is a predicted model, not a curated record. Bases 81 to 1304 code for a protein of 407 amino acids. Lineage: Eukaryota; Fungi; Ascomycota; Dothideomycetes; Pleosporales; Trematosphaeriaceae.
GGCCUCAACAAUGCCGUCUUGACCACGAUUGAGUAAUAGCUUGAAGCGCACAUUGUCCAACUGUGAAUUGAUACGCUGAGAUGGCGAGAAGUCGAUACCUCUACAAUGCUACGCAGCUCUUUCUACUCGCAUUGUACAGCAACAGCAGCUAUAAAGGAGGCACGUUCCCCUCUUCGAUCGGAGCAGACCACCUUGGACCUCCAACACACAUAGAAGCGUUCAACACCACACACUCCCGAACCACCAAAUACACACCUAAAGGUACCAUCAGAAUAUCGCCCACCAUGCUAACACCCUACGAAAUUCUCGGCGUCAAGCAAUACGCCACUCUUUCUGAAAUCAAGGCAGCCUACGUGGAAAUGGCGAUUCGCAAUCACCCAGACAAGACAGUUGGACUGACCGAAGAAGAGCGGCGGCGCCGUAUGGAAGUAUGCCAAGCGGCGAAUAACGCGUGGGAACUCCUGAGGGACCCGGCGUUCCGGCCCAAGUAUGACAGUUAUGAGUUUGAUCCUAUAGAGGAAGGUUGGCCCCAAGGACCUUGUGGUUUUACAUUCAAGAGCCAGGAUCCGUAUUCGAAGGAGAGCAAGAAGGCCGAGAAGAACCGCGCCAAGCAGAGGAAACAGGCGCAGGCGGACAGGGCGCAUAAGGUGGAGAAGAAGUGGGAGCCCUACGGGCCGGCUGAUGGCUGGACGUACCGCCACGAAGGGCGCGACUGGCGCUUCCAGAUCAACAUCUCGAGCAACUUCCGCGUUGCACCGGGCCAUAUCCCGCACGUCUCUUUCUCCAAGAAAGCGCAGAUUGCAGUGAUCGUCAUCGAGCUGCAGAAAGGCGAGAAGAAGCCAGAUCAAGAGGACGUAUUCCUGAAGCUGGAUCGCAUUCCCGGUGAGUGCCAUCGCUUCGAAUCCGUCUACACGGAGACCGAUAAAGGCAUCGAACUCACAGUCACCAUCAGGACGAACCGGCCUGAAGGUCUGAGCCGUUUCGUCGCGACCAAGUGGAAGAUGGCGUUCGACGUGCAUAUGCCGGAGCGCGUGCCACAGGAUCAAAACGGUUGCGCGACGUCUCUCAAAUUUUUCGAUGAGAAGUCUCCCCCUUCUAAGAAAGUCGCUAAGCGCCGAUAUGGCGGUGAGUUCCCGAAAGGGAGCGCCGAGUAUCCGCUGUUGGAGCGUGAGGGGCUGGAGGGAGUUGAGUUUGUCCACUUGGCCGAGUUUGAGUAUAACAGCAACCUGUGGUGUAAUGACGUGACCUGGACACAGAUCGCCGCGUUCGGAUACAUUCCAAAAUGUUCCACCAGCGAAAAGUAGGUGGGCUGGAAUAGUGAGCGAUUAGUAAGCUCCUGGUCAUGAUCUGUAUGAAAUUAGCUUUUCUUUUUAAGGUGGGUAAGGUAAUGCCCAAUACUGUAAUGCCGAAUUCAAUGUUAGUGUUUUACGAUGUUCAGCUUGCCGAGUUAUUGAGAGAAGUCAAAGUGCCUAUGUAUUUGCUGUGGGCCGUCGGUGCGUAAGGGAAGAGGAAGAAGUGAUCUAAAGAUUAGAAGGUUUGAUAGUCGCUACCGGAUCGUACCUUCCGCCGUCGGACACGCUCAACCUUCUCCACAAAUCCCUGUCCUAACCUUUUCACAACAUUACGA